AUGGGGCAGACAACGCUGCCCCAGCUCCUGUACAGCCCCGAUCUGGCACCAGCGGACCUCUUUCUGUUCCCGAGGGCCAAAAGAACCCUGAAAGGAACUGGGCGUGGGAUGCUGGAGGUGGUAAAAGCAGCUUCAAUGACCGUGCUAAAGGAGAUUCCCAUUGAUGACUUCCAGGGUGCCUUCAGUGAUUGGAAAGUAUCUCUAGGAGUGACUAAUGCAGAAUCAGAUACAGUAGCAGAAAAUGCAGCAGAAGUACCUAAAGAAGCAAUACUAACAGAAGUAGAAUCAACAGCAGCGUCAGAAGAACCACAUUCAGCAGCAGCAGAAGUAACUCCCCCAGCAUUAGAACCAGCUCCUACAGCAGUAACACCAUCUCCCUCACCAGCAGUAGCAGCACAAACUACUUCACCAGCAAUAGCAGAAGAAACACCAUCAGCAACAGCAGAAGCAACUCCUCCAGCAGUAGAACCAGUUCCUAUAGCAGCAGCACCAUCUCCCACACCAGCAGUAGCAGAACCAACUCCUUUACCAGUAAUAGCAGAAACAACUCCUCCACCAGCAGCAACUAAACCAACUUCACCAACAGCAGAAACAUUACCAGCUCCUCCUCCAUCACCUUCAAGAGUAGCAGAAAAGAAUAGACCAGUCACAGUAAGUAAAGUAUCAUCUUUGUCUCAUGAUGAAGUGAUACCAAAUGAUUUGGGAAAACAUGUUCCUAUAAAACUUGUGGACAGUAAAGUGAAACAAACUUCCAACCGUGUUUCAAACAGACCCAAAAAAUUACCAAAGAGAAAUGAAGAUUUUUUAUGGUUUAUCCCAAGGAAGUCCAACCGCCACCUAACAUAG
Molecule: messenger RNA, 846 nt
Organism: Schistocerca cancellata (South American locust)
Lineage: Eukaryota; Metazoa; Arthropoda; Insecta; Orthoptera; Acrididae
Product: mucin-7-like
Exons: 2
Coding region: 1-846 (281 amino acids)
Molecular function (GO): nucleic acid binding
Source: RefSeq, a predicted model, not a curated record